This is a messenger RNA of Hydra vulgaris (swiftwater hydra), 636 nucleotides long. RefSeq lists its product as uncharacterized. Gene Ontology annotation, molecular function: phosphatidylcholine lysophospholipase A1 activity. The record is from RefSeq and is a predicted model, not a curated record. Lineage: Eukaryota; Metazoa; Cnidaria; Hydrozoa; Anthoathecata; Hydridae.
AUGUCUAAUAAAAUUAUUUUAGCCUUUGGUGACUCACUAACUGAAGGUUGGAUUAAUGGUGGCAGACAGUUUUAUUCUUUUACUUCACAUCUUAAGCAACUUCUUAACAAUAAGGGUGAAUCUUACUAUGAAAUUGUUAAUGCUGGAUUAAGUGGCGAGGUUGUGUCUCCAGAAAUGUUUUUAAGACUCCCAACUAUACUUUCAAAGUACAAACAUAUUGACUUACUUAUAUUACAAGGGGGCACAAAUGAUAUUCUUAAUUAUAAAAAUAUUGUUUCUGCUAUGAAUCUUUUUGAUGAAUUUAAAAAACUUAUAGACACUGCUUUAAAUUACAAUGUGAAAAAGAUAUGUGCACUCACAAUAAUGGAAGGAUAUUAUACUGCUUCGGAUAAUGCUGUCUUGAGUCAUACAGAAUGUAACAAGGUUCGGUUAAAUUUUAAUAGACAACUUUGUGAUUAUGUUCGAUCUUGUGGCAAUAGCAAAACUUUUUGUUGUGAUAUCUCUUCAAAGUUGCCCCUAUUUUCUUUGCAAUCUGCAGAACAAAAAAUGUUUUGGGAUGAUUUAUUGCAUCCAAGCAUUUGUGGCUAUAAAAAUAUGGCAUUGCAUAUUUAUAAUGAUAUUGAUGGAAAGUUUUGA